AUGAUGUUGGAAGAAUUGUUCACGGGCCAUGAAUCUUUUUGGCAUAGAAGAUUCCACGCUGCAAAACACUACGGCCAGCGAGACUACGGCCGAGAUAUCUUGGUUAAAAUCAUUAUCGCCGAUUACAAGCUUCGUAUGAACGCCCAGCAGCAGGAAAGGAUCAAAAGGAAAAUUGGCAGUGCCUGCACGUCUGGCGACUCCAACAAGAAUCUGGUCAAAGAUUUGCAUAGUCAACUUUACAAUGUUCGACUUGAGUGGAACGAAGUGUCAUACAAACUCUACGAAGCAGAAUCCAUGCUUGAUGCAUACCCAUCGAAGCAUAACUACGAAUAUUUGCACAAGAACCCCAGAUGGUACAUGCGCAAAGAGCUGAUUACAGAUUGUGAUGUUGCAGUCGUGGCUGUGGCUGUUGUGCGCUCCGUGCUACGAAUUCUUAUGAGAGAGGCACAGGCCAUUGCAAAGUGGAAUGCUCAUGCUGCGUUAGCCAUCGAGGCUCUGAACCGACUAGAAUUGAAAAGGCGGAGAUAUUCAGCGGAAUGA
Messenger RNA from Penicillium waksmanii, 540 nucleotides. RefSeq lists its product as uncharacterized. Gene Ontology annotation, molecular function: protein binding. NCBI's taxonomy places the organism in Eukaryota, Fungi, Ascomycota, Eurotiomycetes, Eurotiales, Aspergillaceae. The transcript is spliced from 3 exons. The coding region runs from base 1 to 540 and encodes 179 amino acids. The record is from RefSeq and is a predicted model, not a curated record.